Messenger RNA from Mesorhabditis spiculigera, 831 nucleotides. The record is from the annotation of a GenBank genome assembly. Lineage: Eukaryota; Metazoa; Nematoda; Chromadorea; Rhabditida; Rhabditidae.
AUGCACGUCGAGGUUGCGCCGCUGUAUUUUCUGUUGUAUCAUUUGAUCAGCUCUCAUUCCGUGAAAGCGAUGGAGAACACAUCACUGACCACAAUUUCCUCAACAACGGAGCUCGCCCAUAUUCGCGCUAAACGCCAAUUCAUGGGAGGUUUUGGCGGCGGCUGUGGUUGUAUGACUAUGGCUGUCUGCCCUUGUGCGGUGCCAAUUGCAAUCCCACCCCCGAUUCCACCACCUAUCGAACCGAUCUGGGGACAUAAGAUGGCAACUGCAUCUUGGGAUGUGGGCUCUGCAAAGGCCCGGAUACGACGCUACCCACUUAUAAUUGUUGCUAUCAUCGUCCUGGUCGUCCUUGUGGCCGUCGGAAUUACGCUUGCGAUCAUUUUCGGUACAAGAAAACAUGACAACCACCCGAAAAAGGACGCUACCCUGCCGGAUCAAACGAUCACGUUCAGCCUCUACAUGAAAGAUUGGCAAACACCAGCCCCCCGGAGAAAAAGAGACGCUUCUUUCGGCGACUGCUUCAAGAUGAUGCAAGAUGUCAACCAGGGCUUUUUGGAUGAAAUUCCAAAAGACCGUAACGCCAUUAUUUCUCUUAUUGACGAAGACGGCUCCUCCACGCUCACACCCAGCGCCUUUUCAUCUAUGAUGAAGCAAACGCCAUCGGUCGCGGACACAAAACCUAGCCAAACCGCAAGGUGGAAAGAAAUGGCAGACCAGUCAAAACUACCAAACCUAAUCUAUUUCACACCAUGCAGCGGGAACGACGUCGACGACCUCAAAAAGGCGCUAGAUAAUUAUGCUGAUAAAGUCCAUGCAAAUGCUCCCGGUAAG